Messenger RNA from Symbiodinium sp. CCMP2456, 999 nucleotides. Lineage: Eukaryota; Dinophyceae; Suessiales; Symbiodiniaceae. The record is from the annotation of a GenBank genome assembly.
AUGCAGCUUCGCCUGCAGCUUCUGCUCGCGAGUCUGGUCAUCGCUGAGACCUGCGAGAGGCGGUGCCCAUCGGGGCAACACUGGAUACCGGGACACAGCCAUUGCAGGUACGACCGGGACAGUGAGACCUACUGCUCCUGCGGGGAGGUGGUCUCAGCUGACGGAAGUGCAUGCCUGCAAUGCCUGCAAGGGCCCUUUGACGCGCACCACGCCUCCCAGCGCUGUGGUGCAUCCGGCGCGGCCCCGUGGCCUCUGCCGGGCCCGGUGACGCUGGCAUGCGAUGCCUUCAGCCUCCAGUUUCUAUCCGACGAAUCGGGAGAGGAUCACCUGCUUGUCACGAGUGCCAGCGGGAUCACCAACCUCCUGGGCGGAGGCAACGAGUCGGAGGGAGGCUACUUCGUGAGGUUCUAUUUUCUACCAAGUGGCGCAAGGGACGCCAGAGAAGCCAAUCGCGAAGUCGCGAAGAACGUGACUUUUUCCCAAGGAACAGGAAUGAUUACAAUUACUUCGUCGAACGACGAGUAUGCGGUGACCUUGAAUGCCACACCGCAUGGAGAGUACAUCAAAAUUGAAGUGGAAGCAUCUAGAGGCUUUGUGCCGAACCCUUGGGAGCCUGGGCAAACGGACUUUGAGCUGGAGCUGGUGGUUGAUGUUGGCCUUGACGGCGUCGAGGCAUCGUGGGCUGAUGCAGGGCAGGCCGCUAUACCAGCAUGGCUUGGCCCCACCGGCGCUGUGGGACUGCUGCCACUCGAUUUCCUGGUGGACUGCAAGGCCACCAGAACCGCGCUCCACGCGCGCUGGACCGGCGGAUUGCUUGGUGCAGGCUCUCGUGGAGCUGUGGCUUUGGCUGCCGCUGGGAGUGCGGAGCACUUCUCCCAUGCGCUGGCUGCUGUGCAAGGAGGUGAAGCUGGCUCGCUGCCUGGUCCAAGGCCAUCGGGUGGUGGCCUCUGGUUGGCGCCGACAUCCUUACCACAGGCGAGAUGUACACGAAGAUUAUAA